AUGCUUCCAGGAAUGGUGAAUUAUCCGCCAAGACAUUAUUUUACAGUUAGUGCGAUUGUCACAGUUAAAAAUGAGUUUAUAUCUGUCAUGCAAUUGCUCAAUGCUGUUAGAGUCCAGAAAGAUUAUGACCUUGAAUAUACAAUUAACAACAACAUUAAACUUUCCGAAGGUUAUAUUGGCAAUUACUAUGAUUCUAUUACAUAUAAGUACGAUGUAUUAUUGACUUUACAUGAAAAAGAUGAUCCUAAAAUACUAAUCAUAAGAAGUGUUUAUUAUAUCGGCUACAAUGACGAUCCUAGAAAUCGGAUCACUGUAUAUAAAAAAUGUGAUCCGCAUUCUAUCAAAUAUCAGUACAUUGAAGAACUUCGACGAUUUGAUAUCGCGGAAUGGCAUAAAUUUGUUUAUUAUCCAUUUGAAAAAAAUGCUCCAAAUCUAGACGAAUACCUCUAA
This is a messenger RNA of Trichomonas vaginalis G3, 450 nucleotides long. RefSeq lists its product as uncharacterized. The transcript has a single exon. The record is from RefSeq and is a predicted model, not a curated record. Lineage: Eukaryota; Parabasalia; Trichomonadida; Trichomonadidae. The coding region runs from base 1 to 450 and encodes 149 amino acids.